AUGGAUCCAAAAGAGUACAACAGACCUACUUCUUUGGCCUUUGCAGUUGCAGAUCAUUCGAUGGCAGCAAACUCAAUGAUGCCAACAGUUGAAGAAGUUCGGACUGGUGGGAGCAAUAUUGCUCCCAUUGGGACUCCCAAUGCUCCUGUUGAUGUGCCAUUGGUGGUAAAGGGUUCAACAAUCCCUCUUCCUGUGCCUGCUGCUGCUCAUGCUCCUGCUGAGGUCACUGGGGUAAGGGAAAAAAAACCCAUGGUUACUAGAUCACAUGUUUGGGAACAUUACGAGCGUGUGUAUGAUGAAUAUGGUAGAGUCAUGAGUGCUAAGUGUCUUUACUGUGCUAGAGUUUAUCAAUGUCAUAGCAAAUUGGAUGGUACUUCUACUUUGAGAGCCCAUAUGCUUGCAUGUCUUAAAAAUCCUCAUGCUAAACAUACUAGGCAGACAUUGUUAACUUUAACUCUUGUUGCCCCUGUUUGUAGUGCUGGUGAUGAUAAUGAUAACAGAGUCAAUGUUGGGUCAUGGAAAUUCUGUCAAGAAGUUAUUAGGGAAGCUUUAGCCUAUAUGAUAAUUGUGGAUGAGUUGCCUCUAGGGUUUGUGGAAGGGGUUGGGUCUAAAAAAUUGAUGUUAGCUGCAUGUCCUAGGUUUAAAAUAACUAGUAGGUGGACUGUAACUAGGGACUGUUUCAAAAUGUAUGAGGAACAAAGAUUGAAACUGAAACUUUUCUUAAAGAAUCAUAGACAAAGGGGAGAAUACAUUUCUAAGUCCCUUGAAAAUUGCUUGGUGGACUGGGGACUUAAAAAUGUAUUCUCUAUCACAAUGGAUAAUGCCAGUAGUAAUGACACUGUUGUGUCUGCUUUUAAAAAGAAAUUGAAUCAAUGGGGCACUGGUGUUGCUAAGGGUAAGUAUUUGCACAUGAGAUGCAUUGCUCAUAUCUUGAAUCUUGUUGUCAGUGAUGGUUUGAAAGAUGUCAAUGUGUCAAUUAAAAAAGUUAGAGACUGUGUUAGGUACAUUAGGAAUAGUCCUGCUAGGCUAAGAAAGUUUAGAGAAGCUGCUGGAUUUGUGGAGAUUGAAACUAAAAAGUCAUUAUGUCUUGAUGUGUGA
Messenger RNA from Mercurialis annua (annual mercury), 1098 nucleotides. Its product is annotated as zinc finger BED domain-containing protein RICESLEEPER 3-like. Gene Ontology annotation, molecular function: DNA binding. The transcript is spliced from 5 exons. The record is from RefSeq and is a predicted model, not a curated record. Lineage: Eukaryota; Viridiplantae; Streptophyta; Magnoliopsida; Malpighiales; Euphorbiaceae. The coding region runs from base 1 to 1098 and encodes 365 amino acids.